AGCAAAGACCUGAGGACCUUCAAGAGUGUGGCCCCAGCGGGCUCCAGCCUCCGAGCCUAGCUCGGGAGGCGUGGUGUAGAAAAUGGCAGACUAGGGCAUCCAUGAAGACCGGGCGGCCCCAAGCCGAGAGGCAUGGCAAAACAGGGGUUGCAGGUGGCUGUUCUGGCAGAGCGAGGAGGAUGGAUUUGAAGAAGACAGGCAUGCAGGGGAGACCUUUGAGGGGAAUGUGUCAACAGCCAAGGGGGGCGGGGCGCCGGGGAGGUCUGGAUGAAGUGGGAAUGAGGAUGGAGUGCAGAGUGCCUGGAGAAGUGUUCAGGAGGGAAGGCGAGGCAUCGGGACGAGGGGCUGGGCGGUCGCGCCAUCUCUGCGAUAGACAAUAAUCGGGUCAACACGCGGCGAGUGGCGGUGCGCGCGGGGCCAACCGCGUGGAGCUGUCGGGAGGGCGAUAGGAUGGGCGCGCCCGGGCUGCAGGCGGGGAGCCGGAGGUGGGAGGUGCCUCUUGAGAGUGGCUCUCCACCGCUGACAGCAAACGAGCUGGUCCGGACGGAGGACAGAGGGGGAAGAAACGGAGGGAGUCGCUGGGGGACGGCGACGAGUGGGAUCCGGGCGGGUGGGACUGGGCGCAAAGGACCGCGCCGACGCCGCAUGGCUGCCGGGAAUUCAGCUCCCCCGGCCAGGUUGAGCGGGCCCCGGGGCCCGGAGCGGGCGUCGGCAUCUCCGGCCUCCCCGCGGGGCUGCAGGCAGGCGGCGCCCCGAGCGCACCCCGCGCGAGCAGGCGCGGAACAGCGGACCCAGGCCGGGCCUUCCCGCAGCUUUUCUGGCCGCCUCGGAGGGCAGGGUCCCAGCGCGGCCCGAGGCGCCUCUUGCCAGCGGCCCGACCUCCUGCCCUCCCGGCCCCCUCCAGGCUCCCCGCACGUGCAGGCCCGGCGACGUCACUGCGGCUCUGACGCGCUCUUGGAGGCCCGGGCGGAGGCGGCGCGGCGCGGGCUUCCUCCGGGAGGUCCCGGUCCCGGCAGCCCGCGGCCGCGUCCUUGGCCCUCCUCCGGGGGAACCUCGUUCAUUCCAAACUCUGGAAGGCCGGCUGUCCUUCGGUUACUGAUAAGGACGCGAGCUCUUGGUAAAAGAUUUGAACAAUGCCCGGAAAGAAAUAGCUGGACCUAAGAAACAGACUAAUAAUAGCUGCCAGCUAGAGCUCCACUCGUGUGCUCAGCGCCUUUAGGAACAAUAAUAACGACCACAGCCAUAGUAGCCACCAUUUAUUGAGCGCUUACUCUGUGCCAGGUGCUGUGUUAAGCGCUUUGCAGGCAACAACCCUCGGAGGUAAGUACCAUUAUCAUCCCUAUUUUGCAGGAAACCCGGGCACAGAGAGGUUAAGUAACUUGCCCCAGGGCACACAGCUAGCUGAUGUCAGUGCCAGAAUUCCAACCGCGGCUGUCGGACCCCAUGCCAUCCUCAUGUCAACCCACUAAGGACGGGAUCCUUCUGUCCAUCUUAAAGAUGAGGCAACUAAGGCACAUGGAAAUUUAAGUAUAAUACCUUGCCCAAGGUCACCUAGCUGGAAAAUGGACGAGACAGAAAGCGAACCCAGGGCUCCUUUCUGUACGCAGAACCCGCGGUCUUGGCCAUAGGCGAUGCCACUUCCGACAGCCCAGCAGGGUCUGGCCCUGGGUCCCAGAGGCGCAGCCCCUGCGGGGUUUGGAUGGGUUCCUGCGGCCUCCGAUCCGCUGGUGAAUUGGGUGUGUCUGAGCAUCGUCCCCGCUCAGCCCGCAGGCGUAGGAUAGGGAGGCGUCUCCGGGAAUCUACUCCGGGACGGGUCCGCGGUCCUCAGUCGGGAUGGAGCGGGGGCGGAGGCAGCCGGAGGGAACUGGAGUCCCCAUUGCAGAACUGCGGGGCCGGGCUCUGGGCUGGGCGCCUGCCCCGCGCGGCCGGCAGAGGGCGCUGCCGCACACGCCUUGGAUCUCACUGUCACUGGGACCUCGGGGCAGGCUGACGUCGGCCUGCAGACGCCUGGACUCAGAACCCCGAAGCAAGAAGCUUCCCUUCCUGGUGGCUGCCAUCCCUCAGGCCCACCAUUUCAGCCCUGGACCUGCUUUCCCUGACCACUUUUCCCCAUCUUCUGUGCUCCUGCCAUCCCACCACUGGCCUUCAAGACUUCCCCAGUCCCUGCACAGCGGGUUUUGUCAUCUGCUGAGAGGCGCGGACACUGAUUCCCAUCCCAUUAAAAGGCCUAGAUGUCUGCAAGUCAAAUUCAGCCUUGCUUCCCCUUCUCGCCCUCUGGUGAUUUAAAAUAGGGAUACAUCAUCUACUUGGAAUAAAUGACUAAUUUUUCUCUUCUCCAAAA
Homo sapiens (human) is the source of this 2341-nucleotide messenger RNA. Its product is annotated as translation initiation factor IF-2-like. NCBI's taxonomy places the organism in Eukaryota, Metazoa, Chordata, Mammalia, Primates, Hominidae. The record is from RefSeq and is a predicted model, not a curated record. Bases 451 to 1161 code for a protein of 236 amino acids. The transcript has a single exon.